Messenger RNA from Vollenhovia emeryi, 4001 nucleotides. RefSeq names its product titin-like. The transcript has 10 exons. NCBI's taxonomy places the organism in Eukaryota, Metazoa, Arthropoda, Insecta, Hymenoptera, Formicidae. The coding region runs from base 265 to 3867 and encodes 1200 amino acids. The record is from RefSeq and is a predicted model, not a curated record.
AAGACCAGUAUCGCUUUCACAGUAGAAUCGUCGUUCCCGUGGUACACGUGGCCGCCACGCGACUGACGACUGAAGAUAAACGCACGCGCGCGCGCGCGUAAUAACUCACAUCGAAACUCGACCUCUUCGUCGAUCGGCAGUUCGUAACCGUUUGGCAAUCGAUUUGUAACGUCCUUUGUCCUCGAGGGCAGUCUCGCAUUGUCUGUCGCACAGUUUCGUCUCGUCUUCUAACAUCGGCGCAGUACUUCUUCGGUAUUCGCGAAAAUGAGCGACAAGUGUAAAGUCCCGAGUGCCGACACUGUGAAAAAGAUGAAAGAGAACGUUGAAUCGAGUGAAGGCGAGAAGAGGGAACAAGUCACGAGCAAGAAGCCGUCGGAGAAGGUCGCGAAAAUGAUCGAUAAGUCGGUAAAACCCUCAGUCUCGAGUCUAGCAGCCAAGAGUGUGCCAAAAAUGAAAGAGGCCGUCGAAUCGAAAGAACGCGCGAAGACGGAACAAGCCGCGAGCAAGAAACCGUCGGAGAACAUCAAGAGGGGUCGAGAAAUGUACGAGGAGAAAAUUUCGCCAUGUGUCGCCAAAAUGUGUAAAAUCUCGAGCUCGAAAAUUGAGGCCGCGGAAUUCCCAAUUGUCCGGAUACCCAAUUUUCCGUCCAAAAUCUUCGCUUCCAAGAAACCUGAGAAUCCUGAAGCUGCGGAAAAAUGCCAGGCGUCCAAGACUACGCCCGAAGCUUCCCCCUCCGCCGAACUUGAGCUUCCGAAAGUUCCAACAGCAUGCAAAAUACCCGAAUACAAGUCCGCAACGCCUAUCUCCAUCGAAGUUAAGACUCCUAAAGUUCCAGAAGCAGGUGAAACGACCAAAACUACGCAUGAAGCACACACCUCCGUCACACCUGAAGCUUGCCAAGUACCAAAAGCUCCAGAAAUAUGCCAUAUAUCCACGGCUAUGUCCAAAAUUUCCCUCUCCGAUAAAUCCGAGAAUUAUCCGAAGGAUCUAAAAGAAUGUCAAGUAAUGGAAAAUCUAUGUUCUCAAAUAGCCGCCUCCGUCCAAUCCGAGAAUCCUGAAGUACCAUUUCCUCAUCUAGUCUGCGACUUCGACAAGAUUGGGGGUGAUCUGCCCAUACCCGAUAUUCCUGAGUUACUAGAAUUCGAGAGGUCUCUCUCCAAUCUCGAAGCUCGUAAAGUACCAAAAGUCCACCAAGUGGCCAAGACUACGUCCGAGAUGUCCGCCUCCGCCAAACCCGAAACUCCUGAAGUACCAGAAAUUCCUCCACUCUGCAAUUUGGCCAAGAUUACGCCUGAGAUGUCCAUCGUAUCCGAAAUUCCUGAGUUACCAGAAGCCUGCCAAGUGGCCAAGACUACGACCGAGAUGUCCGCCUCCGCCAAACCCGAAACUCCUGAAGUGCCAGAAAUUCCUCCACUCUGCAAUUUGGCCAAGAUUACGCCUGAGAUGUCCAUCGUAUCCGAAAUUCCCGAAUUACUAGAAGUCUGCCAAGUGGCCAAGACUACGCCCGAGAUGCCUGCCUCCGCCAAACCCGAAGCUCCUAAAGUACCAGAAGUCUACCAAGUGGCCAAGACUACGUCCGAGAUGUCCGCCUCCGCCAAACCCGAAAUUCCUGAAGAACCAGAAUUUUUUUUACUCUGCAAAUGCCAAGAUGCAUUGGCCAAGAUUAUGCCUGAGAUGUCCACCGUAUCCGAUAUUCCCUCGGAUAUUCCUGAAUUACUAAAAGUGGUCGAGACUACGCCCAAGAUGUCCGCCUCCGCCAUACCCGAAAUUUCUCAAUUACCAGUAAUGUGUCCAAUGACCACUACGUCCGAGAAGUUCUCUUCCGCCAAACCUGAAGCUCGUAAAGUACUGAAAGUCUGCUACACGCCCAAACCGGAUAUAUCCGACAUGCUCCCUGAAGAACUCGAGUUUAUUAGGAGAUGCAAAGAGAUCGACGAUCGCGACCUUAAAGGCUGGAAAGGACCUAACCGGAUUGCGGACAAUAUAAAGGAAGCCGAUAACGAAAUCUGCACAAAGGCAGAAAAAUUCGAGAAAGUACGUCAAACGCGCAGUAUGCACAGGCUUGUAGGCGCAACCGAGGAGUUUAGAGUUCCAAAUGCUCCACGCCGUACGCACAGUGCCACAUCCGGAAUGUCCGUGCUCAAAUCUCCCGUUAGUUCCGGUAAUCUUGAGGACUUGCAUCGAGCGCACGUCAUUGAGUCUGAAGCAGACGAAAGUACUGAUGAGACAAGUAGUAGCUCCGAGGAAGAUUUGUGUAAAUAUGCAUCAUCUGACGAAGAACAUCCUGCCGAGACAUUACAAAAAUUACGUUUUAAUUUGGAGGAAAUUAAAACACUUGACGAUGCACUGGCGAAGUUAAAUAGCCUAGUUGACAUUUACAAAGAAAUCUCGGUUAUGAUCGGCGGAUGUAAAAUGUGGCGGCCCAUAUCGUCGCCGUCUUACAAUACGCGCCCUUACGUCCUGAUGACGCAUCAUGUCGUGCCGUCACUGCCGAAAGGGCUCUUCGAAGUGCUGGCGGAAAUGAUCGAAUGCGUCACGAAAAUCCCAGUUCUCUUAACACAUGAGGAGAGAUGUCACCGGACCAUUAUCCCCGGAGAAAUCGUUGAUAUAGUCGUCACGUCAGGAGGUGGCGCUUGGCCGCAUGGUAAGCUCUUACCCGCGAGCUUCAUUUUCGAUCACGAGCUAAAUAUGGACAAGUCGCCCGUGGUGUACUGCGAUCUGAUUGUCUCAAAAGAGUGUGACAUUAAAGAUAUCACGAAAUUGCAAGAUUAUAAGUGCGCCCUUACGCUUGAUCGGAACCAACCCACCGCUGCUGGACAACUCACUGCUUAUAUGCACUCGAAAGGCGUAAACGUACUAAAUUUUAACAAUAUGUUGGGUGCUGUGACGCAGCUUGAUGUAGUGAAAAUGGUUGCCCGCAAUAAGGCGGAAGUGGGAGCUGUGGAAUCACCAGUUCUCAAAUGUCACAAAUAUAAGAUACCUGGCGCAGAAGAUAUUUCUGUUCUCACCACUGUGGGAACUACAGCGCCAUACCGGAUUAUGAUCAACAAGUGUCAUGCGAGAGGCCUGAUGAAACCUCUCACCAAAUUUUUGCUGCGAGCAAGCAAGCGCAAGGAAUGGCGGACAAGACUGGCGCCGUAUAACUGUAUAGGUUUCGCUGAGAAUUCGGAGAAAAUGUACAACUGGAGUAAGGAUUGGGACGAAAUGUACAUGCCUGACCUAGAAGACGCCAGUGCGCCUUGCGAAUACCGCCAACCAUCUCCAGGCGUACUGAAGACCAUAGGGAUGAACUUUUGUAACACCUUUCCGUUGUCUCGUAACGGAACUUAUCCUGCUGCUCAACAGUGCCGUCUUCAGAAUAUUUGCAAUAUCACGAAAUUGCAAGAUUAUAAGUGCGCCCUUACGCUUGAUCGGGACCAACCCACCGCUGCUGGACAACUCACUGCUUAUAUGCACUCGAAAGGCGUAAACGUACUAAAUUUUAACAAUAUGUUGGGUGCUGUGACGCAGCUUGAUGUAGUGAAAAUGGUUGCCCGCAAUAAGGCGGAAGUGGGAGCUGUGGAAUCACCAGUUCUCAAAUGUCACAAAUAUAAGGUACCUGGCGCAGAAGAUAUUUCUGUUCUCACCACUGUGGGAACUACAGCGCCCUACCGGAUUAUGAUCAACAAGUGUCAUGCGAGAGGCCUGAUGAAACCUCUCACCAAAUUUUUGCUGCGAGCAAGCAAGCGCAAGGAAUGGCGGACAAGACUGGCGCCGUAUAACUGUAUAGGUUUCGCUGAGAAUUCGGAGAAAAUGUACAACUGGAGUAAGGAUUGGGACGAAAUGUACAUGCCUGACCUAGAAGACGCCAGUGCGCCUUGCGAAUAAACAAGUUAAAUUAUUUUACUUAUUUUAUUCUUUACUUCUUUUAUGAUUUUAUAUAAUAUAUGCCCAUUGGUCUUUCUUGCUUCAAUGUAACAUGAUUUUUUAUUAAAUCUAAAUAAAUACAAUUCGCAAAUUUA